AUGAAUACCAGUGCAAGAGACUGGAUAAAACACCCAGAGAAAGUUUCCCUCAUCGUUGAACUAUACCGAUUGUUUGCUCAAGAUUUUGGAGACGAUCUCUUUGAAGACCUUGAUACUACAACCGGAGCAAAGUCUGGCUUCCAAGGUCCCCCUCAGGCCCUCUCUUUGAUACAAGAGUACUCGUUCAGGUCCUACUCGGAUUUACCUCUUGAUUUUCGGUUUAAACGAGCAAUGACCCUUGAUACUUGGUGGGUGCACUGUGUAUCCCCAACUACGCUCCAAAUUGCGAUGGGCGGUGAUCGUAUCGAUCCUGCUGCGUAUCUUCUUAAGAAUGAUGACGGAGAGACUCUCCUUUGUCAAAUUGUGAGAGGUAUGGCGGUUGAUUUCUCCGCCAAAAGAACCGACAAUCUUCAGCAAUGGCGUCAGCUUCUUUCCGGUGCAAUUGCAGCCUCUGCCGAUCCCUGUCACUUGAUGUUCUGCUACGGCAGAGCUUUUACGCCUUUCGUACAGUUUUUGGUCUAUUUCACGAAAAACUGGCAAGAACUUAAGCGGGCUCGAUAUGAUUUUAAUCCCAUUGUUCGGCUAUGGGCAUCAGAGCUCAAAUUGGCAGGUGUUGAUCUCACACAUUACGGGGCGAAGGAGAAAACCUUGUACACAUCCGGUGUCGUGAAUCUAGAUCUGUCGAUAUAUGUUGGACUUGAAAAGUCCGGGCCGGCGUAUGAUCCUAACCAGGGUGAAUAUCUCGAUUUUCACGUCCUAUCUCUAGAAUAUAGCUCCAAUCCUGAAGAUUGGAAGCUAUGGGUAAACAAUCCAGUUGAUGAACUGGUGGGAGAGUUUUGGGAAAUGACAGAGAAGAGGGAGGAAAUCAUGCCUGGUACAUGGAUAGAUUAG
Molecule: messenger RNA, 891 nt
Organism: Penicillium robsamsonii
Lineage: Eukaryota; Fungi; Ascomycota; Eurotiomycetes; Eurotiales; Aspergillaceae
Exons: 1
Coding region: 1-891 (296 amino acids)
Source: RefSeq, a predicted model, not a curated record